This is a messenger RNA of Rana temporaria (common frog), 7309 nucleotides long. RefSeq names its product misshapen like kinase 1 (gene MINK1). The coding region runs from base 1809 to 5729 and encodes 1306 amino acids. Gene Ontology annotation, molecular function: protein kinase activity; ATP binding. The record is from RefSeq and is a predicted model, not a curated record. The transcript is spliced from 37 exons. Gene Ontology annotation, biological process: protein phosphorylation. NCBI's taxonomy places the organism in Eukaryota, Metazoa, Chordata, Amphibia, Anura, Ranidae.
AGGAGCGCGCCUGGGUUCGAGAGCGCGAGACCAGGGUGCGCGUGACCGCGCCCGCUCCCAAAUCCUGUCAGGUGCGGCCUCGGGAGAGGUGAGGGCCCGGAGAGCGCGUGAAAGGGGGCCCCCGCAGAAACUGCUGACCUGACCCUCACCUGAGUGGAGGGACUGUCACCGGUCCCAGAGUCGUGCAGGCACCGGGUACGUCGCAGGGGACACCGAGCUCAGCAUUCAGAGUCCUGCAGGGACUGAGGAGGACUGCAGACCCGGGUGUAGUGUUGGGGACCCCCUUAUAAAAUCCUGGGGAGUCCCUGUAUACAGAGGCUGAGAGGGACCGUCACAGGCACUGAAGACCCCUUGCCGUUCCCUGGAUAGGGGUCCUCCAUGGGACUGAGCUCUGAUAUUCUUCAUAAAGGGUCUUGGAGGGUCCCUGUCUGCUAAUGGACCGUCCCAAGUGUCUACAGUAGGGACCGCAGCCUUCCCGUCUCUGGAGGUCCCUAAGGUUCCAGGACCGCCAAGCACGCCGCACAGCCCAGGACUGGGAAAGGAUUGUCUUUGUGGUCCUAUAACCGGGACCGAUCGAGGAGAAUUGGAACUGGAGAUCUGUUCUGUACCGGGACUGGAGCCUGAAUUACGCCUCCAGGAGGGACUCUUACAGGUCCUAUAUAUUGGAUACUAGAGGGACUGUCACAGGUUUUACACACCAAGUCCCAGAAGAACUGUCACAGGUUCCUUUUUUUUUUUUGAGUCCUUGAGGAAUGGUCACAGGUUCUACACACCAAGUCCAAGAAGAACUGUCAGGGUCCUUAUAUACUGAGUUCUAAAAGGACUUUGAGGAGGUGAUCUACUCAGUCCUAGGAGGACCGUCACUGGCCCAAGAAUCUUGAGUCCAAAGGAACCGUCACAGGUUCUGCAUACCAAGUCCUAGAGGAACCGUCGCAGGUUCUGCCUACCAAGUCCUAGAGGAACCGUCACAGGUUCUGCCUACCAAGUCCUAGAGGAACCGUCACAGGUUCUGCCUACCAAGUCCUAGAGGAACCGUCACAGGUUCUGCAUACCAAGUCCUAGAGGAACCGUCACAGGUUCUGCAUACCAAGUCCUAGAGGAACCGUCACAGGUUCUGCAUACCAAGUCCUAGAGGAACCGUCACAGGUUCUGCAUACCAAGUCCUAGAGGAACCGUCACAGGUUCUGCAUACCAAGUCCUAGAGGAACCGUCACAGGUUCUGCAUACCAAGUCCUAGAGGAACCGUCACAGGUUCUGCAUACCAAGUCCUAGAGGAACCGUCACAGGUUCUGCAUACCAAGUCCUAGAGGAACCGUCACAGGUUCUGCAUACCAAGUCCUAGAGGAACCGUCACAGGUUCUGCAUACCAAGUCCUAGAGGAACCGUCACAGGUUCUGCAUACCAAGUCCUAGAGGAACCGUCACAAGUUCUGCAUACCAAGUCCUGGAGGAACCAUCACAGGCCCUAAAUACUAAAGGGACCACCAGAAGCCGUAUUGGUUCCCGCCUGGUCCUCCUGCCCCCCAUCUUGCAGGACAAGAAAGCGGAACAUUCCAAAUCCUCCGAUCCCCCCUGAGUGACUGCCCGGCUCUCUUUGGUCCCCGCAGGGACAGAACAGUCCAGGACACAGCUGCCUUUACAACCCCUCCUUCGGCCUAUUUGGAUUUACAGAUCUGCCGAUCAUUGUGUGUCUGCGGUGUGUCUCUGGUUGUGCGCAGUCCAUGUGACCCCCCCCCCCUUAAACGAGCAGCGUGCGUUGUGCUGUGACCGCACACCUUUUUGGUGUCGCCCCCCCAGCGCGCAGGAAACAUGGCCUCCGACCCGCCGGCCCGGAGCCUGGAUGACAUCGACCUGUCAGCUUUGCGGGAUCCUGCUGGGAUCUUUGAACUGGUUGAAGUGGUCGGGAAUGGCACCUAUGGUCAGGUGUAUAAGGGCCGUCAUGUCAAGACGGGACAACUUGCCGCCAUCAAGGUCAUGGACGUGACUGAGGAUGAAGAAGAGGAGAUCAAGCAGGAGAUUAACAUGUUGAAGAAGUACUCCCACCAUCGAAACAUCGCAACGUACUAUGGAGCCUUCAUCAAAAAGAGUCCUCCAGGGAAUGACGACCAGCUAUGGCUGGUCAUGGAGUUCUGUGGUGCGGGAUCGGUCACCGAUCUGGUGAAGAACACGAAGGGGAACUCCCUAAAAGAAGACUGUAUUGCGUACAUCUGCCGGGAAAUCUUGCGGGGUCUGGCGCACCUUCACGCUCACAAGGUCAUCCAUCGAGACAUCAAGGGUCAGAACGUCCUCCUGACCGAGAACGCUGAAGUUAAACUGGUUGAUUUCGGAGUCAGCGCACAGCUGGAUCGCACUGUAGGCAGAAGAAACACUUUUAUUGGAACUCCGUACUGGAUGGCUCCAGAGGUCAUUGCGUGUGAUGAAAAUCCAGAUGCCACAUAUGAUUACAGGAGUGACAUCUGGUCCCUGGGAAUCACUGCUAUUGAGAUGGCUGAAGGGGCUCCACCUCUGUGUGACAUGCACCCGAUGCGGGCCUUGUUCCUCAUCCCCAGAAAUCCACCUCCAAAACUGAAAUCGAAGAAAUGGUCAAAAAAAUUUAUCGAAUUCAUUGACACUUGUCUCAUCAAGAACUACAUGAACCGACCACCAACUGAGCAGCUGCUGAAGUAUCCAUUCAUCAGGGACCAGCCAACCGAGAGGCAGGUCAGGAUCCAGCUGAAGGAUCACAUCGAUCGUUCCAGGAAGAAACGCGGUGAGAAAGAUGAGACGGAGUACGAAUACAGUGGCAGUGAGGAUGAGGAGGAGAAUCACGGAGAGGAGGGAGAGCCCAGCUCCAUCAUGAACGUGCCUGGAGAGUCUACACUCAGGCGUGAGUUCCUCCGUCUACAACAAGAGAACAAAAGCAAUUCAGAAGCCCUGAAACAGCAGCAGAUGGGCCCACAGCACCGCGAUUCAGAGGCUCACAUCAAACAACUUCUUCACGAGCGCCAGAGACGUAUCGAGGAGCAAAAAGAAGAGCGCCGACGUGUGGAAGAGGUGAGCAAAGUGGAUCAUUCUGAGCAACAGCGGCGGGAGAGAGAUCAGAGGAAGCAGCAAGAAAAGGAACAACAGAGGAGGCGUGAUGACCUGCGACGGGAGGAAGAGAGACGAAUGGCUGAGAGGGAGCAAGAAUAUAUCAGACACAAGUUAGAGGAAGAACAGAGACAGUUAGAGAUUCUCCAGCAGCAGCUUCUGCAGGAACAGGCCCUCUUACUGGAGUACAAGCGCAAGCAGCUGGAGGAGCAGCGCCAGUCAGAGCGUCUGCAGCGACAACUCCAGCAGGAGCAUGCCUAUCUGAAGUCGCUGCAGCAGCAGCAACAGCAGCAGCAACAACAAGAGAAGAAGCCCCUUUACCAUUAUAACCGGGCCGUCAUGGCCCCCAGUGAGAAGCCAGCCUGGGCCAGAGAGGUGGAGGAACGCUCAAGACUGAAUAAGCAAAACUCGCCUCUGUCCAUCACUAAACUCAGCUCGGUGGAGUUGUCGGGGCCCCAGUCACAGACGCCUCCCUCUCAGAGACCGCUAGAUUUUCAGGACCAUAAGCCCCUUCGAAAUGUUCCACAGAACCGCAUAGUCCUCAAACCUAGUCCCCGACCAAAUUCCCUUCAAGAUCCAGCACCUGCUCCCAGUCGCCAGCCAGCCAUCGCCCCUCCCAUCUCCCGGGGCCAGCUAGCCCGUCAGAGUUCAGACCCCUCACCGGAAGGGGUUAUGCCCUCCACUCGACCAGACAGGGGACCCUGGGUGAAAAUGGAACCAGAUGCCCCACCUCCUAAGGUUCCACAGAGGACGACGUCCAUAGCUACAGCCCUGAAUACAAGUGGGUCAGGUGGGAACAGACAGGUCCAGGCUGUGAGAGCCAGUAACCCAGACCUCCGCCGGGCAGAGAGCGGCUGGGAAAGGGGAGAUUCACUCCUGCAAUCUCCUCACCCAAACCUUCCCCAGGCUGGAUCUCUAGAGAGGAACCGCAUAGCCCCCCUUAAACUAGAGGAAUCUUCAAUCAGUCCGCCAGGCAGUAAAACUCCAGGAGAAGAGCACCGGUCCCGACCAGGUCGCCCAGCUAGCUAUAAAAGGGCAAUAGGAGAGGACCACCUAUUAGUGAAAGAUCGCCCAGAAGAUGUGCCCAAACCUCCCAAAAAAGCUCUGGACUACUCUUCCUCUAGCGACGAGAUGGACAGCAGUGAUGAGGAUGACGAGGAUGGUGACCAGGAGAGGCAGGAUCAGAGCAGAGACAGCUCAUCCGCCAGCCGAAACGGGCGAGAUGCAGACACGGAUAGCGUGAGUACCAUGGUGGUCCAUGAUGUGGAGGAGCUGGUGGGCAGUACGUCAGACAGUUCAUACGGUGAUGGAACCAUGAUUGUCCAGAGGACGCCGGAAGAAGAAAGGAAUCUUCUCCACGCAGACAGCAAUGGGUACACCAAUCUACCAGAUGUGGUACAGCCAAGCCAUUCUCCCACCGAGCCAAAGGGUUCAUCUCCCAGCAAAGAAGGCAGUGGAACUGACUAUCAGUCCCGCGGCCUGGUGAAAGCUCCUCCCAAAACCUCAUUCACCAUGUUUGUGGAUCUGGGGCUCUACCAGUCAUCAGGAGGAAGUGGGGACACCAUACCUGUUGCAGCGUCAUUUGUAAGCGCAGAUGCCGCCAGGUUGGAGCAGUUAAAAUAUGAAGCACGGAAAGGAUCUGUUGUUAACGUGAAUCCAACCAACACAAGGCCACACAGCGACACUCCAGAGAUCAGGAAGUACAAGAAGAGGUUUAAUUCUGAAAUCCUGUGCGCUGCACUGUGGGGGGUCAAUCUCCUGGUGGGCACAGAAAACGGCCUCAUGCUUCUGGACCGUAGUGGACAGGGCAAAGUUUACAGCCUGAUCACCCGGCGGAGAUUCCAGCAGAUGGAUGUACUGGAGGGUCUCAAUCUACUCAUUACUAUCAGCGGUAAGAGGAACAAGCUGCGGGUGUACUAUCUCUCCUGGCUAAGAAACAAGAUCCUCCACAAUGACCCAGAGGUGGAGAAGAAACAAGGGUGGAGCACGGUAGGCGAUAUGGAAGGAUGUGUACAUUAUAAAGUAGUGAAAUACGAACGUAUUAAGUUCCUGGUGAUUGCACUGAAAAACUCUGUGGAAGUUUACGCCUGGGCCCCCAAACCUUACCACAAGUUCAUGGCGUUCAAGUCAUUUACAGAUCUCCCUCACAGACCACAGCUGGUGGACCUCACAGUGGAAGAGGGUCAACGGUUGAAAGUUAUUUACGGAUCUUCAUCAGGUUUUCAUGCAGUUGAUGUGGACUCGGGGAACAACUAUGAUAUUUAUAUCCCGGUCCAUAUCCAGAGUCAGAUCAACCCUCAUGCCAUCAUAUUCCUGCCAAACACAGAUGGCAUGGAGAUGCUGCUGUGCUAUGAGGAUGAGGGUGUCUACGUUAACACCUAUGGCAGAAUCAUCAAGGAUGUGGUGCUGCAAUGGGGUGAAAUGCCAACCUCUGUUGCAUACAUCUGCUCCAACCAGAUCAUGGGUUGGGGAGAGAAGGCCAUUGAGAUUCGCUCGGUGGAGACUGGUCACCUCGAUGGGGUGUUUAUGCACAAGAGGGCUCAGCGACUAAAGUUCCUGUGUGAACGCAAUGAUAAGGUCUUCUUUGCCUCUGUUCGUUCCGGUGGGAGUAGUCAGGUCUAUUUCAUGACGCUGAACCGCAGCUGUAUAAUGAACUGGUGAACGAGAAUAGUUUUGGGGAUACAAUGAUGAUUUUGAAAGACUGCUCCUGAUCUCCCCACACACACACACUGGAGCCCAUCCUUAUAAAUCUCUCCCAGCACACAUUCCCCCAAUCCCUGACACUUCUUACAGCGCCUUGCUUGCUUAUUUUAUCUACAUUUUAAUUUAUUGGGGUGUUUAAUAGCUAUAAUCUUACAAGGACAAGAGACGGAUUAUUCCCCAUUGCUAUCCCCUCCAGUUUUUAUGGGAGACGGAGCCAGGGAAAGUGAAGAGUGAAAAUCCCCAGGGACACUUUGGACUUUACUCUCACUGAAAGCUUGCACACCUUUAACUUGUGUCAAUGCAAAGAAAACGUCCUGUGUGGAUAUUAUAUGGACCCCAGUGUUUGGCAAUGUUUGGAUUAUUGGCGCUUUUGGGGGAUGGGGGAUUUAUGUGAAAACCACCAUAACUUAUGGAGCGUGAGCCAGCAAUUUCAUGGAAGACCCCUUUGGGAAAUAUGAAGAGCCAGUUCUUUUUUUUAUUGGUAAAAAGAUGUUUAAAUGGAAACUUCCUCUGCUGUGGGGUUAUGUCAGACCCCAUCGCAGUACCUCUUUUAUAUGCUAACCCUUAUCAAAAAUUGAUUUAGGAUUGUUCACUAAUGGCACAUUACCCUUUUAAAAGCACUUUAUCAAAUAUAUAAACUUGUAUGAAUCCAAAGUUCCCUGACAAACAAGGUCUAUACUUUCCUCCUUAACAGCACUCCUGCACAUUUUAUGCUGCAGUAUUUCUAUAACUUGCAAAUUUAAUUAUCUUAGUUGUUUGUUUCUAGCGACUAACCAGCCCCUCCAAACAAAAUUUUGCAUGUCACUCCUGCAACACUAGGUUUUUUUCCUUGUUCUGCCGUGGAUUUUGGCGAUACUUCCAUACUUUAAAUUGCCACGAGCUGGAUAUUUUAAUUUGGUGCUAUAUGCAGAAUUUUUUGGGGGGGUUUUGGAUUUUGUACUGUAACUUGGAAAGCCAAAUCCUACUCCGCAGCAUAAUCUUUAGUUUAAGGACGGCUAUGUGAACUUCACAUUAGAUUCUGCAGAUGGCCAUUAGUUCGUCUCAUGCAGACAGUUAACUUGUCAUGAGCUUAAAACAGGAGCUUUAUCCACACCUGAAGACCGGGAUCUGUGUGACUCUGCAAAGUUUUUCCUUUUUUUCUUUUCAUUUUUGCAAGUCUCUGAGCUUUCUUGGAGUGUUUGGAGAUGCCUCUUUCUGAGGCGUUCUUCACAGUGGAGACCAGUCCAUGGUAAAGGCUAUACCAAAAAAAUACAGACCUUUUAGAAUCUAGGUAUCAUUCCCAAAAAAUGUUUCUUUCCCUUGUGUGUGAACUCGGGUGACCCUGGAAUCCCCGCACAGUGAGAGACAAUCGAGGUGUUCAUCUAGGUGGAAUCGAAUUUGCUAUUUUUGUAAACUUGACAGAUGAUUAUAGGGAGGUGACAAACAAACAUAUUUUAUGUAGCAAAUUGUAUAAAGGUUGAAUUUGAGAAAAAAAAAAUAUACAACCGCUAAUAUUGGUGACAUGUUAUUGCUCUUAAAUAAAGUUAUGUCUGCUAAAA